AUGCAUCGUUGUAGUGUUUUUACAAACUCUUGUCUGGGAGUUCCUGUAGAUCCAUUCAGUAAAAUGCCGAAAACUGCUUACGAAAGAAGGGAGAAAAAUAUAAUAAAUGAGAAAUUAUCCACUGAUUCAUCGACAACUGUUUCAAUGUCUGGAGACGAUUAUGACACAAAAAAAUUAAAAGAUUUCUAUAGCAGUAUACCUGAUUAUAGUGACAUAAAUCAUUUACCUGCGAGUGAAUUUUAUUCCACAUUAAGAUCCUUACGGGAAAAAAAGAAAGUGAUGUUGGGUUUUGCAAUAGAGCACAUUAGCCGUGAAAAACCUUCUGACGAUCAAUAUUUAGAUUCCAUGACUACAACUCAACCAUUACACAAAGAUAUUAAAAAAGAAAUGAAAUUGCCGCAGAGGCGAAAAUAUUCUCUUGAGAGGGGCCGUGAUAGCAUUACGCAGAAUAGUAUGAAAACUUGUUCUGAAAACGUUACAAAAAAUCACCAGACAAAAACUCUUAUCGAUCCAAAAAAUGCGUAUGGAGUAGACGUAAAAAGUGGUGAGAACGUACAGAUUAUUCCUAAAUCUAAACAAAGUUCUCUUAUUGUUACUGGAACUUCAAAAACUGACCGCCCAAAGAGAAAUCAUUCAGCGUGUUCUAUAACAUGGCAUGAUGAUAAAAUAGAACGCAAAAAUGAAAUUGAUGAAAAAUUUGACAAAUUUUUUGACAGGGGAUGUUAUUUAAAUGUAUCAAAUGAAGGAAGUGAGUUUCAAACACAAAGUAUGCCCACAAGCCCUUUACGGACAAAAAAGGUCAGACAGAAAUAUUAUAAAAAUAUAACAAUAACGAAACCGUUUAAAAUGACUGAAAGAGAUGAAGAGGAACGUAUAGUAAACGAACUGCGAACAAUUCAAAAAUCUUUAUCUGAUGACAUGCUGAAUCAAAAAUUGGAGAGAAAACCAUUCAAGGCGAGACCAGUACCGAUAGAAUCGAGGAUUCCCUUGUACGACAAGAUACUGGAGGAUCAGGCUAUAAGGCGAGCCAUAACUAAAAUAAAUAGCGAAGCAGAACUAAGAGCUCAAAUGAAACCAUUUAGUUUUACUAAACGAGAAGAAAAUGUCAAUAAUAAUGCCUGUGAAAGAGCAGAACAUUCAUUGCCAAAAAAUAAGAAAAAAAGGCGUUUCAAAGCCCGACCUGUGCCUAAAAAUUUAUUUUCCAAUUACUUUUACGACAAAAGCAGAGAAAAUAAUUUUUUUCGGUCUAUGAAUAAGAGAAUCAGAGCUGAAGAAAUGUUACGGAAUGCUAGUGUUCCUGGAAAUAUGGAAAUGCGAGAGCGUAGUCGGCUAUCGACCCCUGCGGCCCACAGUGAUUUACCGAUUGAUCCAUCGCUAGCCGGGGCGUCGGUGUCAUCGGCUGACAAUCCACGAUCUAUAAGCCCGACAAAAGGUUCUAGAAAAUCGGCGAAGAACGUUAAAGACAGUUUUAUCACGACCAGUCCCCAACCAUUUCGGUUCAAUACAGCUGACAGAGCAAAUAAAAAGAUGCAGGAUAUACAUAAGAAGGUAUGUCAAGGUAGUAAUUGCUCCGAGAGUUCUGGUCAUCAUGGCAUAAGCGAAACAACUAAAGCUUAUUCUGCUCUUGACUUAAAUAGUAUCGCAGUUGGAAGAUCCAACUUAGCUGCUUUAUUACGGGCUGAGGCCGUACGAAAGAAAUUUGAACAAGAAGCCGCAAGAUGUUUAUCGGAGCAACGCAGAAAAAGAGAGUCAAAAUACAGAGAUCGUCAAUUAAGGUCGAAACCUGCCUGGCAUCUUGUGAAGAAUAAUCACGAAGAGGACAUAGCAAUGAGGCUUCAAACGCGUAGAGAUGAAGAAAGGCUGAGAAAAGAGGAAUUUCUUCACGAAAUGGAAUUAAUGUAUGGACGAGUUCAGCAGCAGCCAUUGUUAUUUGAAAGAUAUUAUGCACCACGACCUCCAAAUACCGAAAUUGAUUUUUCACUAUUGUCCCCUCGUAAGAGCCCCAAAAAGAAAAAUUUGCGGAAUAAGAAGAUAUGUCGUAUUGUAACCCCAUCUAGAUCUUCGGAUUUUCAAGAUGACACAUUCAAAUAUUUAGAAAAACUCGAUAAAAACGAUAAAUUUUAUCAGGAUCUGGAUAUUAUUGAAAGUUUGGAACGAUUAUAAUUGAACAUUGAAUCGAAAUAAUCAAUCGCAUUAAUGUUGUUUUUGUUCCA
Molecule: messenger RNA, 2213 nt
Organism: Zerene cesonia (dogface butterfly)
Lineage: Eukaryota; Metazoa; Arthropoda; Insecta; Lepidoptera; Pieridae
Product: protein FAM161A
Exons: 6
Coding region: 1-2163 (720 amino acids)
Biological process (GO): cilium organization
Cellular component (GO): cilium
Source: RefSeq, a predicted model, not a curated record